ACAUCAGAUUAGCGGUUGAGACGAAGAUAAUACGUACUCCUCGAAGAUAAAACAAAGAUUCUAUUAUUCCUUGCUCUGUUUUCUUUUGAUCUUCAGGCUCAGUCUUUGUCUCCUGCUCUUCGUUUUCUCCCUUUUUGUCUUUCUUUUCAGUAUCGAUUUUCCCGCAGCGUAGAUGGGUACCAAAUUCAAUGCCAUUCGGGUUACACUUCUCCUUGUGCUCCUUCUGUCUCCUGCAGUAUUUUCUGUGCCAAAUGAAGGAAUGGUCAGAAUUGGAUUGAUAAAGAAGAAACUUGAUCAAAUCAACAGGGUUGCUGGAGACAUUGACUCUAAGGAAGGGAAACUGUCAAGGACUCCUUUAAGGAAGUAUCAUCUCCAAGGAAAUCUUGGGGCUUCUGAUGACUCUGAAAUUGUUGCACUAAAGAACUACAUGGAUGCUCAGUAUUUUGGAGAGAUUGGAAUCGGCACACCUUCACAGACUUUCACUGUGAUAUUUGACACAGGAAGUUCCAAUCUUUGGGUGCCUUCUUCAAAGUGUUAUUUCUCUGUUGCUUGUUAUUUUCACUCCAAGUACAAGUCCAGUCAGUCUAGUACCUACCAAAAGAAUGGGACAUCUGCUGCGAUCCAAUAUGGAACAGGAGCAAUUUCAGGUUUUUUCAGCCAGGAUUCUGUCAAAGUUGGUGAUCUUGUUGUGAAUAAUCAGGAUUUUAUUGAGGCAACCAGAGAGCCUGGCAUCACAUUCUUGGCUGCCAAGUUUGAUGGCAUAUUUGGCCUUGGAUUUCAAGAGAUCUCAGUUGGGGGUGCUGUGCCUGUCUGGUACAAUAUGGUUAAUCAAGGCCUUGUUAAGGAACCAGUUUUUUCAUUUUGGUUGAACCGCAAAAUUGAAGGUGAAGAAGGAGGAGAAAUUGUGUUUGGCGGAAUUGAUUCUAAUCAUUAUAAAGGAGAGCACACAUAUGUUCCGGUGACUCAAAAAGGCUACUGGCAGUUUGAUAUGGGUGAUGUUCUGGUUGGAGGUGCAACAACUGGAUUCUGUUCCAGUGGUUGUGCAGCAAUUGCUGAUUCUGGAACAUCUUUGCUGGCAGGCCCUACGACUAUCAUUACUCAAAUUAAUCAUGCCAUUGGGGCUUCUGGUGUUGUUAGCCAAGAAUGCAAGGCAAUAGUUUCACAAUAUGGGAAAAUGAUACUGGAAUUGCUGGUGUCUGAGACACAACCACAAAAGAUCUGCUCUCAAAUUGGUUUCUGUACUUUUGAUGGGACUCGAGGUGUCAGCACACGAAUUGAGAGUGUAGCAGAUGAGAUUGUGGGCAAAUCAUCUGAUGGUGUCCAUGAUGCUAUGUGUACUGCUUGUGAGAUGGCUGUGGUCUGGAUGCAAAAUAAGCUCAGGAGAAAUGAGACCGAAGAACAGAUCUUGGAUUAUGUGAAUGAGCUUUGUGAAAGACUGCCCAGUCCAAAUGGAGAAUCAGUAGUUGACUGUAGCAGUCUUUCUUCCAUGCCCGGUGUUUCAUUUACUAUUGGUGGUAAAGUUUUUGACCUUGCACCUGAGGAGUAUGUUCUUAAAGUGGGAGAGGGAGCUGUAGCACAAUGCAUUAGUGGAUUUACCGCUUUGGAUGUGCCCCCACCUCGUGGACCUCUCUGGAUUUUGGGAGAUGUUUUCAUGGGUCGCUAUCACACGGUAUUCGACUAUGGGAACAUGACAGUUGGGUUUGCUGAAGCAGCUUAAAUGCUUAUAUUCUACUAUACAUGCCUUAUCUAUCUGCAAUGACAGUUUGUAAUAUAGGUACAUUAUGUUAUCAUUAAGAUAGAACUUAACCCGAAGAAGACCUUGGCUUUGAACUUGUAUUGUAAAUAGAAUGCUUCAUGAAUAUCGGUUGGCUUGUAGACGUUAAACUCAUAUUUUAAUUAAAUAGUUUAGCAUUUCCUAAUGUUAUACCAAAA
This is a messenger RNA of Theobroma cacao (cacao), 1932 nucleotides long. RefSeq names its product aspartic proteinase A1-like. The record is from RefSeq and is a predicted model, not a curated record. Gene Ontology annotation, molecular function: aspartic-type endopeptidase activity. Gene Ontology annotation, biological process: lipid metabolic process; proteolysis. Lineage: Eukaryota; Viridiplantae; Streptophyta; Magnoliopsida; Malvales; Malvaceae.